AUGUCGAACCACGAUCCAGGACCUAUACCAAAUCGCUGGUUGAACUGUCCAAGGAAAUCUUCCGGGCUGAUAGCUGAAAAAUUCAUUGCAUUCAAAACACCACUGGGCUCACAGUUCAAUGACAAAGUACCAGAAACCAAUCGUUUUACACCAUCAAUGCUUUUCAGUUACAUGAAAAGCUUUAAAUUGAAACUAGGCCUUUGGAUUGAUCUAACGAACACUAGUAGAUUUUACGACAAGAAAGAAAUCGAAAAAAUGGAUUGUAAAUACAUAAAGAUGGCAUGUCGUGGCCAUGGUGAAACACCUUCAAUAGAACAGACAAGAGAGUUUAUAAAAGUUGUCUCCAACUUUAUUGCACAGAAUCCAUUAUCAGUUGUUGGAGUCCACUGUACCCAUGGAUUUAACAGAACUGGCUUCCUCUUGACUUCAUAUAUGGUGGAACAAUUGGAUUGGAGUAUAGAUGCCGCUCUUAAAGCCUUUGCAAAUGAAAGGCCGCCAGGGAUUUACAAACCAGAUUACUUACUUGAGUUGUAUAAACGAUAUGACGAUGAAAGUAUGACCCCUGAAGCUCCAAUGAGACCUGAUUGGUGUAAUGAAGACGAAGAACUUGACUACGAUGAUGAUGACGCUCCAAGCUUUUCUCAAAAUCUAAAUUCUCAAGAAAUAGGCCCGCCAAAGGCCAAAAAACGCCGAAAAGAAAGGAAGAUCAAAAAAGAUAUAUUUAUGCCGGGCGUUAAUAACGUGGAGCCAUUUGAUGAGGAGCCACGCCUAGGUGAGGUACAAAGAAAAGCUCAAGAAUUCUGCAAGUGGAAAAGUUCGGGAUUCCCUGGGUCGCAGCCAGUGUCCAUGGACGUUGUGAAUAUUAAGAAACUGCAAGAGAAACCGUAUCGAGUGUCUUGGAAAGCGGAUGGUGUGAGAUUCAUGAUGCUCAUAGAUGGUGAAGACGAAGUCUACAUGAUUGACCGGGACAACUGCGUUUUUAAAGUGCAUGGUCUACGCUUUCCACACAACAAGGCGAAUCGACACCUUCGGGACACAUUAUUAGAUGGUGAGAUGGUAGUCGAUAAAGUGGACGGAAUGGAAAUUCACAGAUACCUAUGCUACGAUAUAAUCCGUUUCGAGAACCAAAAUGUUGGCAGGGAGGCUUUCUAUCCUGUCAGAUUGGAUUGUAUACGUAAUGAGAUUAUCAAUCCCAGGAACCGAGCUAUAAGCGAAGGCAUAAUAAAUAAGGAGGCGGAACCGUUCCGCGUGGUGAACAAAGAGUUCUGGGACGUGACCAUGGCAGAGCGGCUGCUGAUGGACAAGUUUGCGCGCACGCUGCACCACGAACCUGACGGCCUCAUCUUUCAGCCUUCGAGGGCGCCCUACGUCGCAGGUGCGUGCGAGGAUGUACUCAAAUGGAAGCCUAGCGAAUUAAACAGCGUAGAUUUCAAAUUAAAAAUCGUUACGGAAGACGGCCAGGGAAUGGUGAAGAAAAAAGUCGGUCACCUAUACGUGGGGCAGAGGCCUAUGCCGCUAGCAACAAUGCGCGUGACCAAAGCUAUCAAACAUCUCGAUAACAAGAUAAUUGAGUGCAAAUUUCAAGACAACGAAUGGGUUUUCAUGCGCGAGCGCACGGACAAGAGUUACCCGAAUAGUUACAACACAGCUACGGCCGUCUGCAACAGCAUAAGUAAUCCAGUGACAAAGGAUAUGCUGCUGAGUUUCAUACGCAAGCGCCGGUUCAUUGACAAAUCAGAUGGAAUGCCUCCGCCGCCCAUGAGACGUUAA
Leptosia nina is the source of this 1770-nucleotide messenger RNA. The record is from the annotation of a GenBank genome assembly. NCBI's taxonomy places the organism in Eukaryota, Metazoa, Arthropoda, Insecta, Lepidoptera, Pieridae.